AUGACCGACACAUUUCGCUCGACUGUUCGAUGUCCGCCCCUCCGGCAGGCCCGGGGGACGGUGCUUAAUACUAUAAUGGAGGAUACACGCGAGUCACAUUUUGCACAGGCAAGCCCUAAGGCGUCACUCCUUAGACCCACGCCAGCAGCAAUCAGCCCGCAGCUCAGGCUGAAGACAAGCGGUCUCUCAGUGCCCACGCAUGCACGUCUCGCUCGUCUAAGAUCGCCUCUCUCUGCAGGGACAACCUCAUCAUGCUGCUCAGAAGCGGACACGGAAUGGCAACGGCAUUCGCAAGGCUAUGAUGAUCUGUACGACGCCACAGAUGAUGAUAUGGAUGACAAUGAGACGGAAUUCAGCGAUUCGUGCUUUUCCCCCGACACUCGGCCAUCAAGUUUGGUGACACCAAUCACUCGGAAUUCGGUGACCUCAAUAGGAAGUCGCAAACGCCUUCUCACACUUGAGAUUCCCUCGCCGACAGGAUGGCCAUCUAUGACUGGAGGUCACAAGAGCUCUCCAGUACCGCCGACUCCUCCACCGAAGAUCCCUGUAUCCCCUGCAGCUCUAUCGAUGCUCGGCCGCGCUGUACCUGCAUACCACGCUCCCCCUUCGCUCGAUGGUAGCAUCUCUUCAGACCAGGAAUCAGUCAUCAGUGGAUUGGCCACGCCGGAUUCUCAGUCCCUACCAGAUACAAAUUGGACUGCGCAUGAUAUACAUGUUCGACGUGACCUGGAUGGAAGUGAUAGUGAGAUGGACAAUGGAGAUGGCAGCUCAGAUAUUGAACAGCCCAUCGCCAUUGAGAGCUCGCAUGAGGACUGGCGCCAUGUUUUGGGAAACUUCCCGCAGAUUCCUUCCGCUGCUCAGAGAUAUUCGCCCUCGCCCUCGCCAUCGCUGCAGUUGAACGAUGAGCCAAUGCGCGAGUCCACCCCCACGAAUCAAGGUGUCUUUCUGCCCGACUCGGCUCUGGCCAUGCUACACCAUAUUCGUCUGGAUGGAACACCGGACUCGUGGUCUGAAAGUUCCGAGGGGAAUGGCGAGAUGUGGCAGCUUCAGGCACCUCCCAGUCGUCCACGUAGUGCCGAUGGGGUGACCCCGGCCUCUGAGCUGUCUGGAUACAGCUUCAGUGACCUGAGCAUUCCGUCACCUGGUGGUUUCUUUGCCUCGCUUGCGCCGCGCGCCCGCCAUACCUGGUCCAUCCCAAACAUCAACCACCAGCCAACGUCAGCAGCGGCAGAGGGGUUCUACAACUUGCCAUGGCGUCGGGAGGAGGGGGAAAUUGUGGAACAAGUGGUUGACUGGCCCGAACGUCCUGUCGAUGAAGACCCAGUUACCGCUGUUCGUGAUGAAGAAGGACCGCCUACUGCAAUUCGCCUCUGUGAGACACCAACCCGUCGGUCCAUUUAUCAAGAUAGUCCGAUGAGCGCGGCCUUUGAUACUGUUCAAGUGCAGGAGAUCCCUCGCUCAGGAAACGGAUACGAGUACGACGAGCUCUAUGACCAAGAGCUGCAGCACCGUGCAGUUGACAAUCAUGACCGAACCAGUGUUUGGCUGGCUGCCCAGGCCUCCUACCUCUCAGCUCUCAAUGAGACCAACCCGGUCAACGAGGUUGAGCCUGCCCAGGCUACUGAGGACCAGACUAUAGCUGUCGAGCCUCAAGUACAAGAAAAGACCGAAGAAACUUCCAAGAAGAUGGUCCGGUUCUCCGAAGCAAUUCCGGAGGCAUUGAGCCCCUUGCCACCCAUCCUUGCGAGUAAAGAUUCUAUUUACUGGCAAGGCUUUCAAUCUAUUCGGCAACGGUCUAGCAUAACUGAUGGGUUCCUUCAUCGGAACAUGCGCUUUGAUGCCGUUCAAUCCAUGCGUCUUGGAAUGGGUGACCUACACAUUAACUGCUUAAUGGGAAAAUAUGAGCUGGUCCGCCCAGAGCGACCUGCAUACAAGGGUCCUUUUGCGAAGGCUCCUCGUAACUCGGUGAUCACGUCUGAGCUCGCUGAAAAGGCCAAAUUUGACAAGCUUGAGAAGGAACAGCUGGUCCUCGCCCAGCUCUGUCAAUCUAUGUGGGCCAUGGACGCUCUUCGGUCUCUGAAUGGCGGUAAACUCCUGAUAAGCCCUGCCCAGCGCCGGCUUGCACGUACCACCUCCAAGCCGAGCCCAACCAAGGGACCAGGCAAACGUAGCUUCCGAAUCCUUGAUCUCGGGGGCCACUCCUCUUGCGACUGGGCCUGGCAAGCAGCUCAUGAUUUCCCCAAUGUCAAGGUCUACACGGUGUCAUCUAAGACACAAAUCGUGAACAGCGCUAUCAAAGGCCCACCCAAUCACCGCCAGGUCACCGUCCAAGCCCUUUGGGAGCUUCCCUUUGGUAAUAAUCAGUUCGAUGUGAUAUCCGCACGCUCCCUUCACGCCCUGCUCAAGACCGAAUGUCCCUCUGACAAGGAUAGCGAUGAAUACGACCUUGUGCUCAAGGAAUGUAUGCGCUGCCUCAAGCCAGGUGGAUAUCUUGAGUUCCAAGUCUUGGACGCCGAAAUCUCCCGCGCAGGACCUCACGCCUCAGCAACAUCUGUGGAGAUGGCCUUCAAUCUCCGCAAACGCGGCUACGACCCUGUCGCUUCAAAGAGCUUCCUUGCUCGUCUCCACAACACCGGCUUUACUGGCACAAAGCGCGCUUGGAUGUUCCUUCCCAUGGGCACGGAGCCUGUCGAGCGCGAACCACCACGUGAGACCCCCGCCCCGCGUGUGCAGAGUCAAAUUGAGGAAUACGAAGCCGUGCAAGGGCCAAUUGGUAGCACCGCCGAUACCGCCAGUAUCACUGGUCUGAUUGGUGGAUGGAUGUGGGAGUCCUGGCUGGUGAAGUUGCGGGCGGAAAUGGGUCGUGAGAGAUCCAAGCUGCUUGAGGGUGUCGGGGCUGUCUUUGAUGAGGGGAGGAAGAAUGGUGCUGGUUGGACUUGUUUGUCUGGCUGGGCUAUGAAGCCUAGGAGGAAUGCUGGUCGUUCCUCUGGAAUUUAG
Molecule: messenger RNA, 2997 nt
Organism: Penicillium nucicola
Lineage: Eukaryota; Fungi; Ascomycota; Eurotiomycetes; Eurotiales; Aspergillaceae
Exons: 1
Coding region: 1-2997 (998 amino acids)
Molecular function (GO): S-adenosylmethionine-dependent methyltransferase activity
Source: RefSeq, a predicted model, not a curated record